Molecule: messenger RNA, 2412 nt
Organism: Talaromyces proteolyticus
Lineage: Eukaryota; Fungi; Ascomycota; Eurotiomycetes; Eurotiales; Trichocomaceae
Product: UV radiation resistance protein and autophagy-related subunit 14-domain-containing protein
Exons: 2
Coding region: 224-2113 (629 amino acids)
Biological process (GO): SNARE complex assembly
Cellular component (GO): endosome; lytic vacuole
Molecular function (GO): SNARE binding
Source: RefSeq, a predicted model, not a curated record
CUUGUCCCGAUUUGGCGCGGCUCUCGGGCUCCCGCGUCACUCGCCGCAAGAACUCCAACCGCGAGCGCCGACAUGGAUGAGACAGCUUCAGAUGACGUAUCGUUAGCCUUGUAUCAGAUAACCAGUACACUCUGAGUUUAUUCGCAAUGCUACAAGCUAUAUGCUAGCAAAUGAUGCCCCAAUCACCGCCAUCCACCUCGUGAUUGUUUAAGAACCGCCAGCAAUGUCUGACCCCCAUGGCAACGGCAAGGAAGCUGCGGAAGCCCAUCGCGAGAAACCGCUGUUCUUCUCCACGAAUCGGAAGCUGCGCCAUCUACAAGGUGUUUCUAUCCGUAAUCUGUUGAUUACGCCUCCUACACGGCUUCGCGGGAAGACUAUAGACGAUGAUGACAUUCCGCAGUCUCUGAUAACGCCUACCAAACUGAUCGCGCAGGAAGAGAAUCAAUCUUUGGCACACUCCCGCUCGUAUACGGACCUCAAAUCAUCGCUGUCAUCUGACGCGCCUGCCGUCAGUGGCAAAGGCAACAAACGCAAUGACGAGAGAAUCAAAGAAUCGCGACGACGUAGACGAAGCACCUUGGCUUGGAGUGGGGGGGAUAUGGAGAGUCGACAAAGCAAGCUCGAGGAUAUUUCUCGUAGCCGCCUGGCGACUACUUGGUUCUCAAUACAUUGCGACGGAAUUGACGAUCCCGUGUAUAUCAGCGAAGUCGUCGAGAACGCAAUGAACCCUGCGUUCCGGUUUUUCGAUCUGAACGAGUGCGGCCCGUAUGUCUCGAGACAGGAUGAAUUGACCCUGAAGUUAUGGGCUAAAUCAGACAGUAUGAGCGAAUUCAUGCUGCUGCUUGAACUCCAGCUCAGUCUACGGUCUCUGCAAUUCCUCGGGAAAUCUCUGGAGACUUUCCAUCAUCCUUUACCUACUAAUUGCGUCUUAUUCCAUUUCCCCGAUGGUAUUUUCACCAAUCUCACUGGGUUGCCACCAUCACAAUCUAUUAUACCAACCGCUGCUCCUAAGAACGCUUUGCGGAAUGAACCUCAGCCUACUUCUUCCUACGAUGCCCUGAUGCGGUUAGCAAAUCUGGAUGAAUGUAUCCAGGAUGCACUAGCCACAAGGGGGAAAUUAGAAGCACAGAUUAAUGCCAUUUUAGUGAAAAAUCACUCUACGCUGGAUCUUAUCGAUCGGGUGUCGCAAGCCGAAGAGAAGGUCUCCCUAGUCAAGCAAGGCACCACUAUGGAGAGGAAACAAGUCCGGUGGAAUGCAAAACGCAGAGAUGACCUAGCAUCGAGCAUCCGAGCAAGGAGAGAAGCCAUGGCCCUAGGGCGUGAGAUUCAGGCUAAGGCGCAUAGUCACUUGCCAGAUGCGAGAUUGAAAAUGAGUUCUAGUUCCUCGUUGCUGGACAAAAAUGAUGAGGAUGUCAAGGGACAGAUCCGCCGUAUUUGUGAAGAUUUAUCGGUUAUAUACCCAAUAGAGCCUAUUGCGGGAAAAGCUCUCGCUUUUACAGUCGCUGGACUUGCUCUGCCCAAUUCUUCUUUUGGUGACAUCGAUCGAGAAUCGGUAUCAGCGGCUCUGGGGUAUACGGCGCACCUUGUCUAUCUUCUGUCGUUCUAUCUCUCAGUCCCUCUGCCUUACCCAGUCAAGCCGUAUCUAUCGAAUAGCAUCAUUCAGGACCCCGUGUCCAUUGCUCUUCCACGACGGACUUUCCCUCUCUACCCGGUAAACGUGCAGUACCGCUUCGAAUACGGUGUGUUUCUCUUGAACAAAGACAUUGAAUUUCUCAUGAGCCGAGCAGGUCUGCGGGUUCUUGAUAUUCGCCACACUCUACCCAAUCUCAAAUAUCUACUUUAUACACUAACGGCUCGGACGAGUGAGCUGCCAGCUAGAAAAGCUGGCGGGUUCCGUGGGCUCCUUCUAGGACGCCGGACCCCGACGCUAUCGAGACAAGGGAGCCAGGACAGCUUUGCCAGUGGUGAGAUGGCCCUCUCACAUCAGCUCUCGUCAGACGUGCAAGUCAGAACACCGCAAGGCAGUGAUGAUGGCACUAAGGCUAAGGCGUCGUUCCCCAAAGUACAAUCUUUCACGAAGAUGGCAGCCCCGGUGGUGAAUGGCCUGGGAUGAGCAAUAUAAUGGCAAAUUCUGAGAUCUAAUACGGUCACAUUAGUCAUUAUCCUGAAUCCGAACUGUACAACGGGAGAUCCUAUGUCUCCUGAGCGGCCAAUUUGGUCGAUGAAAAGCCACGUCGAAGGGCAAGCUGGUUACCACGGUUAAGCUGUAAAUCCCGCUUUAAUUGUUUCUUAAACCUUGAUAUGUUUCACCUAAACAUUCAUCGGAAUAACUAUUUCUACACAAAAAGAUUCAAUAUCUUAGCGUACAUCCCCUUGUAAAAGAUCAAAGGAACAAUAAAAGGUAUAUAGCAU